This is a messenger RNA of Suillus paluster, 441 nucleotides long. RefSeq lists its product as uncharacterized. The transcript has 4 exons. The record is from RefSeq and is a predicted model, not a curated record. Bases 1 to 441 code for a protein of 146 amino acids. NCBI's taxonomy places the organism in Eukaryota, Fungi, Basidiomycota, Agaricomycetes, Boletales, Suillaceae.
AUGUCAUCAUUAUUUUGCCAGGCUACCCAUCCUGUAUACAAGCAGAUGCAGCCUAGCUUACACUAUCUGGCCUCUGGCUCAUCAGCAUUAGAGCAAAUUGUGCAGCUCUGUUCUGCUACUGUUAUUAUUCUCGAAUGCUCUUUCCACAUCUGGGACCAACGACGUUCUCUCAAGGACUGGAAAGGGUCCGAAGACUGCGUUCGCAUUGCUGUAGAUCAUUACAUGAGAUCUCCGCAUGCAGCUGCCGUCAGGGACGCUGUGGGCACUGCCAUCCAUACAUAUCAGGCAAACUCGUCUAUCGAAAGCUCUCAGAAGACGGCGGAGUUAACCAAAACUCUUGUUGAAGUCACUUUGCAUCAUCGCUUGCGUCUUGAUGCUAGGAAGCAUAGCGCCAUGUUGAUAAUGUUCGGAAUUGAGCUGAAUGUGUGCUGUGGCGAAUAG